Molecule: messenger RNA, 665 nt
Organism: Chiloscyllium plagiosum (whitespotted bambooshark)
Lineage: Eukaryota; Metazoa; Chordata; Chondrichthyes; Orectolobiformes; Hemiscylliidae
Source: RefSeq, a predicted model, not a curated record
AACCGUUUUUUUUUAAUUGACCCAAUAAUCUAUUGAAACUUUCAGAAUGUUGGGACCAGGAUCCUCACGUCCGUCCAAAUUUCGCUACCAUUUUGGAGCAACUAACUGCUAUUGAGGCCACAGUCAUAACAGAUUUACCCCAGGAAUCAUUUCACUCCAUGCAAGAUGAUUGGAAAAUGGAAAUACAGCAAAUGUUUAAUGAGCUGAGGACAAAGGAAAAAGAGUUGCGAUCACGAGAGGAGGAACUGACGAGGGCAGAGCUCCAACAGAAGUCCCACGAAGAGCUGCUGAAGAGACGGGAACAACAACUGGCAGAACGGGAAAUUGACGUGUUGGAGCGUGAGCUGAACAUUCUCAUCUUCCAGCUGAACCAAGAGAAACCAAAAGUGAAGAAAAGAAAAGGCAAGUUCAAGAGAAACCGGCUAAAGCUAAAAGAUGGAAACCGAAUCAGUUUACCUUCAGAUUUUCAGCAUAAGAUCACUGUUCAAGCUUCUCCAACUCUCGACAAGCGGAAAAGUUUGAAUGGCAGCAGUUAUAGUCCACCGAGCAGCCCCACCAUUAUCCCAAGACUAAGAGCUAUACAGCGUAAGUGCAGUGCUGGUUACAUCAAUCGUGUGUGUUAUAAUAGUUUUGUACUGCUUGCCAAUUAAGACAGGUGACAGAGA